Molecule: messenger RNA, 507 nt
Organism: Antrostomus carolinensis (chuck-will's-widow)
Lineage: Eukaryota; Metazoa; Chordata; Aves; Caprimulgiformes; Caprimulgidae
Gene: NSMCE2
Product: NSE2 SUMO ligase component of SMC5/6 complex
Exons: 4
Coding region: 1-507 (168 amino acids)
Biological process (GO): double-strand break repair via homologous recombination; protein sumoylation; protein ubiquitination
Cellular component (GO): Smc5-Smc6 complex; nucleus
Molecular function (GO): zinc ion binding; ubiquitin-protein transferase activity; SUMO ligase activity
Source: RefSeq, a predicted model, not a curated record
AUGGCUGCAAUACCGAUGCCAAGAGCACCUCAACCAGAGAUGUGCUGGCUUACAUGGCAGCGUGCUCAGUUUGGACUGGGUGUGAGAGACUGUAAUUGCUCCAAGAGUGAUGUCUCCUCUUAUCAUCCGGAAGGUGAUGUUUGUCGUCAAUCAGAUAAUGAUAAUGAGGCCAUUGAACAAAUCGAUGAAGAUAUAGCUGUGACUCAGAGUCAGAUGAACUUUAUUUGUCCCAUUACACAGAUGGAAAUGAAGAGACCAGUUCGAAACAAAGUCUGUGGACAUACUUAUGAAGAAGACGCCAUUCUAAAAAUUAUCCAGACUCGAAAGCAGCAAAAGAAAAAAGUCCGAUGCCCUAAAAUUGGCUGUAGCCAUGCUGAUCUAAAAGGAUCAGAUCUUGUGCCAGAUGAAGUACUUAAAAGAGCGAUUGACAGUCAGAAUAAACGAAGCUGGUCAACAGUGGAGAAGUCAGCUGGAUACGAUGCUGCCACAAAGGAAAUUUGUUAUUAG